AUGCGUCAGAUGGAGGCAAAAAUGGACUCGAUGACCUCUCAAGCAGCGGCGGUCAGUAAUGCAGACGGCCUGGCUGGACGUCUGCGUGAGGAAAACACACGACUGUGUGCCUCGGUGGUGAUGCUUGAGGAGCGCAUUAAAGAGAUUGAAGCGCGUCAUCAACGCGACCUCGAGAGCGAACGCUCGCAUUUGGACGCCCUCAUGGCACGUUCAAAGCGGACCUACGAAGCAGAAAUUGAGAAUUUGCGAGCUCGCUGUCAGAAACUCGAGGCUGACCUCUCCGAAGCCACCAUUAACCUGGGCAAAACUAAAGUUGAACUGGAUAGCGCAAGAGCGGAGGGCAAGCGGACAUCAGAAGCCCUACUCGAUGCUCAAGAUAAGAUCAACUCCUUGACCGACCAAAUCAGCAGCCGCUCUAAUGCAGAGAGUUGGGAGUUGCAGAAGGCCAUUGCUGAUCGCGACAGCGCAUUAAACGCGCUGAAAGAAGUGAAUUCGGCUGUGGGUAACGGGCCGAGGGGUUCCAUAAGCAUGGAUACGGUGGCGCGGUUGGAAGAGAUGCAGCAAAUCAUCCACAGACUGAAGGAGGAUAACAAGAACCUAACAAAACAGGUGCGGGACGCUCAGGAGGAGUCCUGGUUUAACAACCUCCGCGAUGGACAAAAACUCCUCUAUGAAACAGACAGUACAUUAGAAGCAGAAAUGGACAUGUUGACUAAAGAAGAGGUUGUUAAACUGCUGACGCAAGAAAAACACACAAACAACCAACUGCGCGCCUACCUAAACACGCUUCUUGAGAAGAUCAUGCUGAAUUACCCCGAAUUGCUUGAAACCAAGUAG
Molecule: messenger RNA, 837 nt
Organism: Hydatigera taeniaeformis
Lineage: Eukaryota; Metazoa; Platyhelminthes; Cestoda; Cyclophyllidea; Taeniidae
Source: the annotation of a GenBank genome assembly